Molecule: messenger RNA, 1909 nt
Organism: Perognathus longimembris pacificus (Pacific pocket mouse)
Lineage: Eukaryota; Metazoa; Chordata; Mammalia; Rodentia; Heteromyidae
Gene: Dus2
Product: dihydrouridine synthase 2
Exons: 16
Coding region: 142-1623 (493 amino acids)
Biological process (GO): tRNA dihydrouridine synthesis
Cellular component (GO): cytoplasm
Molecular function (GO): tRNA binding; tRNA dihydrouridine synthase activity; flavin adenine dinucleotide binding
Source: RefSeq, a predicted model, not a curated record
GUGGGAAGGGCGCGGGUCGAUGACGUCACGCGCGCGUCUCCGCCUCGCCUACGGUGGCCGGCGGGGCUCUGAGCCGUGUGGCCCUGCAAGCCGUGAGGAAGGAGGGGAGGACCUUAGAGUUCAGUGGCUUCGAGAAGAGGAAUGAUUGUGAAUAAUAUUUCCCUGUGCUACCACAACAAAAUCAUCCUAGCCCCUAUGGUUCGGGUGGGGACCCUCCCAAUGCGGCUGUUGGCCCUGGAUUAUGGAGCAGACAUUGUUUACUGUGAGGAGCUGAUUGACCUGAAGAUGCUUCAGUGCAAGCGAGUUGUCAAUGAGGUACUCAACACAGUGGAUUUUGUUGCUCCUGAUGACCGGGUAGUCUUCCGCACAUGUGAAAGAGAACAGAGCAGGGUAGUAUUCCAGAUGGGGACUUCAGAUGCAGAGCGAGCCCUUGCUGUAGCCAGGCUUGUAGAAAAUGAUGUUGCUGGUAUUGAUGUCAACAUGGGCUGUCCAAAAGAAUAUUCCACCAAGGGAGGAAUGGGAGCUGCUCUGCUGUCAGACCCUGACAAGAUUGAGAAGAUUCUCAGCACUCUUGUUAAAGGGAUUUGUAAACCUGUGACAUGCAAGAUCCGAAUACUACCUUCGUUGGAAGAUACUCUGAACCUUGUGAAGCGAAUAGAGAAGACUGGCAUUGCUGCCAUUGCAGUUCAUGGGAGGAAGCGGGAAGAGCGACCUCAGCACCCUGUCAGCUGUGAAGUCAUCAAAGCCAUUGCUGGAACCCUCUCCAUUCCUGUCAUAGCUAAUGGUGGAUCUCAUGACCACAUCCAAAAACAUUUGGACAUAGAAGACUUUCGACAAGCCACAGCUGCUUCUUCAGUGAUGGUGGCCCGAUCAGCCAUGUGGAACCCAUCUAUCUUCCUCAAGGAUGGUCCUCGGCCCCUGGAAGAAGUCAUGCAGAAGUAUAUCAGAUAUGCAGUGCAGUAUGACAACCACUACACCAACACCAAGUACUGCUUGUGCCAGAUGCUGCGGGAACAGUUGGAGUCGCCCCAGGGAAGGUUGCUCCAUGCCGCCCAGUCUUCCCAGGAAAUUUGUGAGGCCUUUGGCCUUGGUGCCUUCUAUGAGGAGACCACACGGGAGCUGGAUACCCGGCGGGCUGACCUCCUGGCCAGGACUCCAGAGGAGGUGGAAGAGUCAGCUGAAGAUAUCACUGGCAUCAUUAAGAUGGCUGUUAAGUUUGAUCGGAGAGCUUACCCACCCCAAAUCACCCCUAAGAUGUGCCUGCUGGAGUGGUGCCGUAGAGAGAAGUUGGCACAGCCUAUGUAUGAAACGGUCCAAAGACCACUAGAUCGCCUAUUCUGCUCUGUUGUCACUGUCGCUGACAAAAAGUACCAGUCCACCUUGUGGGAUAAGUCCAAGAAACUGGCAGAGCAAACUGCAGCCAUCGUUUGUCUGCGUAGCCUGGGCCUCCCUGAGGGUCGAGUGGGUGAAGAGAGUCCUUCCUUGCACAAACGGAAGCGGGAAGACCCUGACCAAGACCUCAGCGACCCCAGGGCUCAGGAGCCAGCACUGCCUGAGGAUCUAUGCAAGAAGUCCUUUGUGGCCUUUGGAAGUGGUGAAGACAACCCCCUGGAAGGCUGGUGACUGUUGUCCUUGCCCUGGUCUCUCCCUCUAUGGGCCUGCCAGAGCACAAACCAAAUGCCAAUGGACAGUUGGUUCCUGCCUUGCAGGAGUUAGAGGUCCAUGUCCAAGCGUAGGCUUUCAGCAUGGAGCACCAGCCAAGGAAUGCUCAGGGGUGAUCCUGUCUCCUCUGAUGGGUCUGAGUGGCAGGGCUAAGUUCCAGUGCCCUGAGUACUUUGAAAAAUAAGCUUUUCAGUCAGCCCCUCUUCAACUUGACAUUGAUACAGUGCAAUAAAGAUACCCUCAUCCA